AUGCCUAGCAUAGCCCGAAAGACUAUGCCUAGUGCUAAGGAGCAGCAGAAACGCCGUUGGCGCCCUGGCACAAAAGCUCUCCGGGAGGUCAGGAACUACCAGAAGACAUUUGACUUCCUGAUUCCGAAGCCCCCAUUCCAGCGACUCUAG
This is a messenger RNA of Colletotrichum truncatum, 150 nucleotides long. Lineage: Eukaryota; Fungi; Ascomycota; Sordariomycetes; Glomerellales; Glomerellaceae. The record is from RefSeq and is a predicted model, not a curated record.